GAAUUUUUUGACAGGUGGCGCAACUUAUUUAUAAUGGAGGGAUGUUAUUUGAAUCUGAUACGAUGAAAUUCUGCUUUUAAAUUAAAAGUUUCUGUUUGCCAUAUUUGCACUUCUCUCACUCUUUAUGGUGAUUCGAUGGCUUUUAAACCCAUUCUUACUUCGGUGUCGUUUUGACCAGAGAUAAUUGUCAUGCCCAAAAUUCAAACAUAUCACAUUAUUUGGCUGUUACAUGCUUAAACAUAAUCAUGAGCAGUUUAAAAUUGGAUAUUUUGUGGUCUCCAAAUCAAGAAGACAGGUUUAUCACAUUUGGGACAGAUCUUAGAUUAUAUCAAGUCAUAUCUAAAGAUGGAAAUCAGAAACCUUCAGCUAUUAACAUAUCUGAAAAGACUAUGGCAGUUUUAUUAUCCGUCAAUUCGGACAACCAGUACAUGAAGUGUGUUUCUUGGUAUCCAAAACCCGAUUUGUGUAAUCUUCUGGCUGUUGGCUUAGAAAAUGGAAAAGCAGUUCUCACAAGCUUUAAUGGUGUUAAUUUGGCAGAUCAUUUAUCACGAGAAUUUGUUCCAAGACACACUAGACCUUGUAAUAGCAUAGCUUGGAAUCCAGUGGAAUGUAAUUUGUUGGCAGCCGGUUUAGAAAAAUACAGAACCGAUUAUGCCAUAAUCGUCUGGGACGUCACCAAAUCGCCGUCUUUUCAGAUCUCUGUUUCCGGCGAUGGAUUUUAUUUUCCAGAAAAAAGGCAGGCUUUCGGAAACAUGAUGCACGAUCAUGCCUUCCAGCCUAGUUCUAGAGCUGUGGUAGAAUUAGGACUAUCCGAAACAACAAAUUCUCUACAAUGGUUUGGUAAUCAACCUAAGACCUUAGUAUGUGGCAUGAAUAAUAAAUUUUUGAAAAUAUUUGAUCUCAGAGAUACAUCAAAACAUCAUAAUGUCACCACGACAAAAGCAGUGUAUGGAGUUUGCGUGGAUCCUUUUUUUGAACAUAGAUUAGCCUCUUUUGUAGAAAACCAGGUGGUUUUAUGGGAUGUAAGAAAUUUUGAAAAACCAGUUAUAACUCUUCAAGAAGUGAGGCAUAUUGCAAAAGUAGCUUGGUGUCCUACAAGGAACAGCACACUUUCAUCUCUUGCCAGAGAGAGUUCCUUUAUAAAAAUGUAUAAUAUACAACAAGUUUCUAUUGGCAGCGAUGAGAUAGAACCCACAAUUGUGGAACAUUCUGUGAAUCCUUUUGGACAGCAUUCAUUAUCAUCAUUUGCCUGGCAUCCUGGACAAGAAAACAGAAUGCUGACCAUCACGCACUCUGGUCACGUCGGCGACUGCACUGUUUUUGAUCGCAUUACACUAAAUUGGUCACCAACUUCAGAAAUAGUUUGGACUCAGGGAAGAAGACUAUUACAAUGUGUUGAUUCUAGAGAUAAAUUUUAUGAUUGUCUUAAUGACCUUUCGAUCAAAAUGAGGCAAAGAGCUAUUUUAGAUUAUGGAUUAAAGAUGGAACAGCUUUGGCAGAAUGGUGAAUUGGUUGAAGAUCCUGUGCUACGUAGGCUGUGGAGUUGGUUGGAUAUUAUGAAAAGUUUAUGGGAAGAAGGCAAAUUAAAAUCGGUUGUGAAAACGGACGUGAAGUAUGAAGGAGUCCUUACAGUCAUCGGUGGAAGUUCUCACACAACAAGUAAAACAGAGCAGAUUGCCCUCUCAUCCAGUUCUUGUUCCAGUAUAGAAAAUGUGAAUAACUUUGGCACAUCACACAGAAUAACGAAAUAUUCUAGUGAAGAAAGAGACAGAGCAUUACAACUCUGCGGAUGGGGUAGACCAUCAGAUAGAACUUCACUGGCAUUUCUUUUAGACAGGUUGCAGGCCGACAAACAUUUCGAACGAGCAUCCAUGAUAGCUGUCUUCAAUCUUGAUAUCCGCAGCGCCAUUCAGAUCUUGAAAAAGGGAGCACUUGUCCAAUCCUCUCUCGGUAAAGAGAGUAAUCUGAACAUUGUGGCCAUGGCACUUUCUGGAUAUUCCGAAGACGACAACACGCUGUGGGGAGAGACGUGCGGCAAAAUACGUUCGCAAUUAAAGAAUCCAUACCUGAGAGCCAUGUUUGCUUUUCUUACUUCCGAAAAUUCUAAUUACGACGAAGUAUUGAAAGAAAAUGAUGUUGCAGUUCAAGACAGAGUGGCAUUUGCUUGCAUUUUUCUCUCAGAUAACAAGUUAAUGGAAUUUUUAACCAAAUUAACGGAAACAAUGACAGAAAAAGGAUACUUAGAUGGCAUAUUGUUAACAGGAUUGACAGUGGAUUGCCUUCCUCUCAUUCAAAAAUAUGUGGAUCUCACCGGAGAUGUGCAGACGGCCAGUUUGGUAAUUUUGCACACUAUGCCCAGUAAUUUGAGCCAGGAUCAGAGGGCGCAGUCUUGGGUGGAAAGUUACCAGCAACUCCUCGACAGAUGGCGACUGUGGCACCAGAGGGCCGUAUUUGACAUAGAAUGGUAUAAAGCCAAUCCCUCUAGUAAGCCGCCGCCGCAUGUGUUCGUCAGCUGCAAUUUUUGCGGCAAGUCAGUCUCGAGCUACCUGCAGAUGUUGGGUCAGGGUCAUUGUUCACGUCCCCUGGCACGGUUGGCAAUCCCAGCCGCAAACAAAUCCAAGACAAGUUGUUGUCCGGGAUGCAGAAAACCGUUGCCACGCUGUGCUCUCUGCCUGACAAACAUGGGUACUCCAUCGGGUAGUUGUUGGAGGAGAACUACAGAUGGAAAAAUAGAAAUGAAGGAUAAGAAGCUAUCCAAAUUUUCGAGUUGGUUCACGUGGUGUCAGUCCUGUCGACACGGCGGACACUCUGCUCACAUUAUGGAAUGGUUUAUAGAUCACUCAGAAUGUCCAGUGACCGCCUGUAACUGCAAGUGCAUGUCUUUGGAUUCCGUGAACAGCGGAUGAGGCCGACCAGUCUCAUCCACACAGACACUGUGAUAAUUGUGCCACAGAGGGUAAUCUGGUCUGGCGAAAUCUUGAUUUGUUUUUGUUUUGCAACAGCCACAUCAUUUCCGACAAGUGGCAAAAUUAAUUCAGCUAUAUGAAUCUAUACAAUUUUGGGCUAUUUUUGAAACUAUGCUCAAGUAAAUAUGCCAAAAAUUAAUACUGUAUUUUUAAAUACUAUUUCAGUAUCUGUGGUGUUUGAAUUGAUUUCUCCAUAUGUAUCAUGUUAGCUAACAAUGCCUUAAGAUUAAUGUCACAGAUAUUGUCACACUUGAGGUUGCACAAAAAAAAUCAAGGUUUCAAAAGAUAUAAAGCUUAUUGUAUCGGAUGGUCAUAAU
Centruroides sculpturatus (bark scorpion) is the source of this 3283-nucleotide messenger RNA. It is a transcript of the gene mio, whose product is annotated as GATOR complex protein MIOS-B-like. Gene Ontology annotation, molecular function: protein binding. The transcript has 28 exons. NCBI's taxonomy places the organism in Eukaryota, Metazoa, Arthropoda, Arachnida, Scorpiones, Buthidae. The record is from RefSeq and is a predicted model, not a curated record. Gene Ontology annotation, cellular component: cytoplasm. Gene Ontology annotation, biological process: positive regulation of TORC1 signaling; cellular response to amino acid starvation. The coding region runs from base 246 to 2906 and encodes 886 amino acids.